AUUCCAAACUUCAAUCCGCAGUCGCUCGCUCACUCUCGCAGCCGGAAUAAGAGAAAGAUGCUGGACAUCAAUCUGUUCAGAGAGGAGAAGGGCCACAACCCCGAAAUAAUCCGGGAAUCUCAACGGCGACGUUUCAAAGGCGUCGAGAUCGUCGACGAGGUCAUCCAGCUCGACAAAGAAUGGCGCCAGCGUAAUCCCCAUCUCUUUCAAUCCAUUUCUCUACGUCAAUUCGAGCUUGAGAGCAUUCGGAAAGAGUUCAACAAGAUCAACAAGCGAGUUGCUCAGCUGAGGAUUGCAGGAGAGGAUGCAACUGAGGUGAUUAAGGACACAGAGGAAAAUAAAAGGUUGGCAGCAGAGAAAGAAGUUGAAGUGCGAGAAGCUUUAACACAGUUGAAUUCAAAACUGGAAAUCAUUGGAAACCUUGUGCAUGAUUCGGUUCCCUUUAGCAAUGAUGAGGAAAAUAAUGCUGUGAUUAGAUCAUGGGGUGACAAACGAGUGGAGCCAAAACUCAAAAAUCAUGUUGAACUUGUUGAGCUUCUUGGGAUUGCAGACUUGAAGAAAGGCGCUGAAGUGGCAGGAGGUAGAGGUUUUUACCUGAAGGGUGCUGGUGUGCGCCUUAAUCAAGCUCUGAUAAACUUUGGUCUUGAUUUUCUUGAGGAAAGGGGAUAUACAGAACUGCAUACCCCAUUUUUCAUGAGAAAAGAUAUCAUGGGAAAGUGUGCUCAAUUAGCACAAUUUGAUGAGGAACUUUACAAGGUUACCGGUGAAGGUGAUGACAAAUAUCUGAUUGCUACAUCUGAACAGCCACUUUGUGCAUAUCAUAUAGACGAUUGGAUCCAUCCAUCCCAGUUACCCUUAAGAUAUGCGGGAUAUUCAUCUUGUUUUCGUAAAGAAGCUGGUUCACACGGUCGAGAUACCUUGGGAAUUUUUAGGGUCCAUCAGUUUGAGAAAGUUGAACAGUUCUGUAUUACAACCCCAAAUGGCAAUGACUCUUGGGAAAUGCACGAGGAAAUGAUAAAAAACUCUGAGGAAUUUUAUCAAGCGUUAGGGCUCCCCUAUCGUAUUGUGUCCAUCGUUUCUGGUGCUUUGAAUGAUGCCGCAGCAAAGAAGUAUGAUCUGGAAGGAUGGUUUCCUGCGUCUCAGACAUAUAGAGAGCUGGUUUCUUGUUCAAACUGUACGGACUACCAGUCAAGAAAGUUAGAAAUUCGAUAUGGGCAGAAAAAGGGCAACGAGCAGACAAAGCAAUAUGUUCACUUAUUGAACUCAACUCUUACUGCGACAGAGAGAACCAUGUGCUGCAUUCUCGAGAACUACCAGACCGAAGAGGGUGUAAAUGUACCAAAAGUUCUUCAACCUUUCAUGGGUGGAAAGGAGUUCCUACCGUUCAAGGAGAAACCGGUCCCUGAAGUCAAAGGGAAGAAAUCGAAGGCCUAAAAUUCAUAAUUUUUAUAGUCUUUAAUCAAGAAUAGAUUAACAAGAGUAGUUCUGGAUAUAUCGCGUGCGUAAACUCUUCUACUGAUUGUUCCGAGAAACUCUGAAACCCAAAGUCCAUGUCUUGAUGUAAUGAAUUAAAUGUACUUAGAGCUUGUUUACCUUCUGAUUUCUGAUAUGCAUAGUUCUAUCUGAUAA
Molecule: messenger RNA, 1629 nt
Organism: Pyrus x bretschneideri (Chinese white pear)
Lineage: Eukaryota; Viridiplantae; Streptophyta; Magnoliopsida; Rosales; Rosaceae
Product: serine--tRNA ligase-like
Exons: 9
Coding region: 58-1434 (458 amino acids)
Biological process (GO): seryl-tRNA aminoacylation
Cellular component (GO): cytosol
Molecular function (GO): ATP binding; tRNA binding; serine-tRNA ligase activity
Source: RefSeq, a predicted model, not a curated record